Molecule: messenger RNA, 10849 nt
Organism: Lucilia cuprina (Australian sheep blowfly)
Lineage: Eukaryota; Metazoa; Arthropoda; Insecta; Diptera; Calliphoridae
Exons: 10
Coding region: 475-9012 (2845 amino acids)
Cellular component (GO): endoplasmic reticulum
Source: RefSeq, a predicted model, not a curated record
GUUCUUAUAUAAAUCAAUGAAAAUACUACAUACACUCUUUCAAUUGUAUGUAUGUAGUGGUUGGUGCAAUUAUAAACAUACAUACAUAUGUAUAUAUACAUAUAUAAAUGGGGUCAAGGUUGCUUUUAUAAAAAGACACACUUUUCCAUAUGCACACUUACUCGUACAUAUUAUAAAGAUAGAUAGGAUUGAACAUACAUAUGUAUGUAUAUAAGUAUGCAUUUAAUUGCAUGUAAAUAUAUACAUGCAUAUAAAAAUAUAUAGAGUUACGUACAUAUGUACAUACAUACUAAUUUGUAUUAUUUUUCCUAAUUUGUUUACAACAUCUGUACAAAUAGCUCGUUAUCCUUCCGAAAGAUUUAAAUUAAUGUUCAUAAAUUUCAAUAAAAAUGUAAAGUUUUAAAAAAAUUGCACAUUACUAAUUAAAAUUAAUAAAACAGUGUUCAUACGAUAUAAAACUUAAGCAGAUGGAAUAUGGUUUGCAUACUGCACGGAUACUAUGAUGCUCGACCUAAAAUGUGUUUUAGUGCUUCACCACCGCCACCACCAAAAGCCAUAUUUUCAUCUAACUUAACUUUUGGAUAUGAAUGUAGUAUUAACAAUCCCAGCGUCCACAAUACCAAAUACCAUUAUCAAAAUUGCAACAACAACAAUACCGUUUAUAAGGAACAGUACAAUAUGCAACGACAGGAAGAUAUAACGAGUGUUAACGACUCCCAAAGGGACGAAGAAACAUCAUCGGAUUACAAGCAAUGGUUGCAUGCUAUGAAGUUAGUAGCGAGGUUACCCGGAGGCAUUCCACCUGAAUUCCGUCGUAAGCUUUGGUUAUCGUUGGCGGAUAAAUAUUUAAAAUCUAAAAAUGUUGAUUGGGCCAGGGAGGAAGAAAAAUGUUUUUGUGAAAAAUGGCGAGAAGAUGACGAAGAAUUGGGAAUUCAAAUUGUUAAGGAUCUCCAUCGAACCGGAUCUACUUUGUGCACUGGACCAGCGGGGGAUUUAAAUCAAGCCAAACUUAAGAAAAUACUUUUGGGUUAUGCUCGCUACAAUCCGGAAGUUGGUUAUUGCCAGGGUUUUAACAUGCUGGGUGCUCUUAUACUACAAGUUAUGGACAAAGAUGAAUCAGAAUCAAUCAAGGUUAUGAUAUAUCUAGUUGAGGGUAUUUUACCAGCUGGUUAUUUUUGUGGAUCCAUGGGUGGAUUACAGGCGGAUAUGGCUGUUUUUCGCGAAUUAAUGCAAACCAAACUUCCUCGAUUGGCAAAACAUCUUCAAAAACUACAAGGUCCUAUCGAAAAUGCCUACGAACCUCCAUUGACGAAUGUCUUUACAAUGCAAUGGUUUUUAACUAUGUUCUGUACAUGUCUUCCAAUGAGCUGUGUUCUUCGGGUUUGGGACUUAGUUUUAAUCGAAGGAAGUGAUGUUCUGUUACGAACUGCUCUUGCACUUUGGAGUUUACUCGAAGAGAGAGUGCUUAGUGCACGCAGUGCUGAUGAUUUCUAUGGAAAAAUGGGGUCAUUUUCCAGUGAACUUUUGAAUGGACAUUUAAUUGACUCAAACGGUUUGAUUGAGAAGGUUGUGCAGUUGGGUCCCAUCGCUGAUAUUCAAAAGUUGCGUGAUAAACAUCUCUACAGCAUUGCCCCUAUCCAAAACCAACAAGGACUGCAGUUAUAUUAUGACGACGAGGAGCCGGAUAUAGAUGAAGAUUCACGUUUGGCCGUUGCAACUGUAUGGGGAAUUCCUUGGGGUCGCAGGGGUUCGCAAGGCCAACAAAAUAAUAUUAUUACGAAGCAACCCAUAGAAAAUAAGGAUCGAAUUGCCCUUGAUAUCUCCCUUUUAAAAAAGCAGUAUGAUAAAUUACGCGAAAGACAGAAACAAGCACAUAUUAUAUUAACCACAGCUUGCUCUACAGCCUCACGUCAAAGUGUGGCUCUAAAUUCGUCGACUGCAACAUUACCAGUUAAUCAACUGUUAUCUGGUCGUCCAGCAAUUGUUACAAAUAAGGGACGUCGUUGUGGACCUCCUACAGGCGCAAUACCACCGGCAAGAAAACCUUCACUGCCUGCGGUCCUUCACGAUAAACCACUAGAAAAACAACUUAGAAGGGGAGAAACGUUACAUUGGCGGGAUACAAAAGAUACAAGGCACAGGCGAGAUAGCUUAAGUUGGAAAGAAAUAAAAGCUGAACGCGCAGCAAUGAUUACUUCCGGUAGCAUAGACGGCCUUAAAUCACAAAAAAUUCGCACAGGUAGACUAGGAAAAAGUGAUUCAUCUUCUUAUAGCGAGGAGAGCGAUGACAACGAAGCCGAAGUAGAAAGAGAUGGCUCUAGUACAGACACAAGCCUUUGUGACGAAGAAUUCCAACCAAUAGCAAAUGGUUUAAAACAGCAUAAUGAAUUGUCUCAAAAACCUACUAGCAAACCUUUAUACAAACAAAAAAAUAAUUUACUAAAGCAACGACACCAAUCGGCAAAUCGUAAAGAUAAUAACCAGAAGGCGAGACCAAAAUCAUGGGCUCCCUCUAACAGUGAGAUUCCAUUUGUUUUAAUGUCCACAGACUCUCCAAACAACAGUGCUGAUGAAAAUCCUGAAUUAGAAUAUCGCACAGCAACACAUAACACCAUGUUGAAGGAAGAGGAAGACAAUUUCCCUUCAGUUGAAACAAAAUCAAAUCUAAAUCAAACAAAUUUAGAAUUUUCUAUUCAAAGUCUUUCCAAAACAAUGCCUAAAAUCGGAAGUACGGAAGAAAAAGACAUAUUUAUGGAUUCAACGAAUUAUUUAGGAAGUAAUGACGACAAAGAAGACGAAAUCAAAACUUUCGAUAUCAGUAACGAAGGAGUCACUAAUGAAUACUUCGAAAGAGUUAACAGCUCAGAGCGUCCCACAAAACUUGAUUUGUUGUAUUCACUCAAUGUGGAUGAAAAUAUUCGAGACACAAUUAAAAUUGAGGCUGAUGAACUUGUUAAGCCAAAUCAGGAAUCAUACCUCUACACAAAUGAAAAUAAUGUUAAUAGUUCAAAAAAUAUAAGAUGUAUGGACCUUCUUGUAGACUAUUCGGAAAAAUCGUCUGUCGCUUGCAUUGAAGAAGCCAAAUCUGAAAUAUCAACAACAUUUCACGCAUGUGAUAUGACAGUCUCAAUUCCGACAAAUAAGGAAUAUUUCGAUAACUCAACUGAACACUCAAUUAAAAAAACAAAAGGAAGUGCAGAGAAAAGAAGAGAUCCCAGACGCCUAACUUUAACACGAUCAUCAACAAUGGACAUUGAAAAGAGGUAUCAGGCUCUUGAAAAACGACUUAGCAUGGAAGUGUGUUCUAAAUAUAAACGAAUAUUACCUGAAAACGAAUUUGAAAGUGUAGAUAGUUAUAAAAAAUAUGAUCAAAGUUGUACCACACAUCCCAACAACAUCAAUGACGAUGAUCUAAAUAAUCAUCAAGUUGUUGACAAUAAACUUCAAACACCUAAGGAUAAAAAAAUACCAUCAACUGCGGAGUUAGAAGAACGCUUUAAAAACAUACAUCAACAUAUUCUUAAAGAUCGAAAUGAACUUUUAAAUUCGCCAUGUGAUUCUGAAAAUACGGAAAAACAAUCAAAUAUGAAAACUCCUGAUAACGACAAUAUUAACAAAAAAUCCACAAAUAAGAAAACAGAUAGGGACACAAAAAAACAAGAUGAUCAGAAUGACAAUAAUGGCGAGGCAGAAAUCGCAAACAUAAUUGGAGAAAAUUCAGAUUCUGAACCAAAGUUUUUAACGUUUAAUAAAAUCGAAGACGUAAAUGCCAACAGAAACAUUAACACUCCGCAAACUUCUAGAAAUCCAAAUUCUCAGAUAAUAGCCCCAAAGACUAACGCAUUGCAGACAAAAAAAGAACCACCUGACGACAAUGCAGAUGAAGAUACAAAUAGCAUUAAUAGAACAGCAGUAGCGACUACAAAUAAUUCUACCGCUGAGAUUGAACCAACUGCUAAAAAUUCGGAAGAAUCUGAGUAUGUAUCAGAAGAAAAAAUUCGUACACCUAAUUCAGAAAAAAAUCACGAGACAGUUAAUGAAAUACAAGAUGAUUCUAAAAGCAAAUCAAAUCGAACAUCCCCUCCCUCAACAGAGGAAUUAGAAAAACGAUUUUCAGCUUUGGAAGGACAAAUGAGUAACGCUCAUAUUCAAGACGAUAAAGAUACAAAAUCUAAUGUGUCUUUGGAAGAAACUGAAAAAUAUGGAGUAAAUGCUUUAAUGGCGGAUAAUAAAGAAUCAAGUGACACUCAAACCCUAACAACAGAUACAUCAAAUAAUUGCAUGUUAUCGUCAUUAGAUAUAAAGACGGAUUUAACAAAAUUAAAGCAGUUAUCUGAAAAAAAUACAAAGCGACGAUUAUCCGAGCCCCCUACUACUGAAGAUUUAGAAAAAAGAUAUGAAGUUUUGAAACGACGGAUGAGUUCUCGAAAUUUUGAGACAAGAUCCUUUCCAAAAGAUGGAUUUUCCGAUUCCCCACAGAAAACACGUGAAAUUUCUGUAACUGAAUCUUCCACUAAUUUAAAAAGCACAGACAUUACACCACAUUCCGCAAGCAAAAGUUCGCCGCCAUCAAUUGAAAAUCUAGAAGAACGUUUUGAAAAACUGCAAAAUAAAAAUGAAUCAAAAAGCUCAUUUACUAAACACUCUCCUCCUUCAACGGAAACUCUAGAAAAACGAUUUGAAGAACUACAAAGUAAAAAUGGUCAAUUAGAAACACAGAAGUCAACAAACACAGAAGUCAACAACAAAGAAACACAAAUUUUACCUACUGAAAAAGAACAAUUAUCUUAUGAUAAUAAUACAGUAGUAAGGGCGGAAAAAAAUGAAGAAAUAAAAAAUAGUAACUCGUUGGCUAAAGAAACUAUAAGUAAUCCAACACCUAAUAAUAUUGAAACCUGUGAGGAUGGAACACAAACCUCUAAUGAAAAUGAUAUAUCAGACAAAAAAGAACAUAAUAAUAUAACUGACGAUGCCAAUCAAAUAAAAGUUAAACUCAUUAAGGAAUUACAAGCGAAAAUAAAAGGGCAAUCUAUAAACUCAGAUAUAGAGAAUAGUGUUCAAAAAAAGACUGCGCUUAUUGAAGAGCUUAAAAUUAAAAUUAAACCCAUGACAGAUAUGAUUGUAAAGCCAACUCACAUCUCUACAAGUCGGCGCCCACCUGUCCAAAGCUUUAUUUUACCAAGUCAAAGUUUCAACGAUGAAACCUUGGAAUCACAUGCGACUUCCGCUUAUAGCAGAUCGGGAAAAUACGAACCUUCAAAUACAUCAAAUCGAAAAAUGGUUCGUCGUUUUUCCGAUUUACCCUCAAGAGCCGACCUUGAGAAUCGUUUGCAGUUCUUGGAAGAACAACUAAGCAAAACGGUAUGCAUGCAACGUCGUUCAAGUGAUUCCGAAGUAGCAUCGAAAAGUAGACAUAAUGUUCCACUAAGUGACAGCCUAGAGUAUCGUGUUCAAGAAUUAGAAAAACGUUUAAAUGAGAAUAGAAGCUUAUCAACGGAUGUGGAGCAUACAAAUACCAAAGAGAAAAUCAUAAGUGAACCCAAUGUUGAAAUUUCUCAAAUCGAAUUGGCGACUGAUAGCGUAGCCGUAACAGGAAAAGAAUUAGUUCGUUAUUCUUCCUAUGGUGAAGUAGGAGAUACUGAACACCAGAAUCCAAUCAAUAUUAGCAUAAAUAUUCAAAUGACACUUAAUAAAGAUGAUACUGGCAAUAAAAAAAAUCCUGAUGUUACAAAGACCGAUGAAUUAGAUCGGCGACUCCAAUACUUAGAAAAACAGCUUAAAUCAUCACAAGAUCAGGAAACCUUUGAAAAUGCUGCAACGGAUGUUAAGGAAUGUAUAAAUGGAAAAGAGCAAAAAGAUCUCAAUGAGACAGACAAUACCCAUCAAUUUGCGCAAACUGAAGAAUUUCACGAAAUUAAAGAUAUAAGUGAGACAGCUGAUGUUAAAAUCUUACAAGAAACCAAUAGAAAUAAUACCAUAACACCAUUAAAUAUAAAUCAAUCUAGCGUUAUCGCAGAAACUGAUGAAAUCGCGGAAAAUCUUCAUAAAGAAAAUGUCCUAGAGAAGUCGAAGGAAGAAAAAUCAGACCACAAAGUGGAAAAAUUUACUGAUAAUGAAGGUACAUUAGGUCAAGUUAAUAAAACAACUGAAUGUAGCGAAAACAAUUUUGAAUCAACAAUGUCGAAAGUAUCUGACCCUGGCGAGAAAACUCAAAAACUGUGUUCAGAUACCCAAAAACACAAUUUAACAGAAGUUGAUGAACAAGUGAAUAAGGACAAUUUAAAGUCAGACCUACCUAAAUCCCCAGAUAAACCUACCAUAGCAUCAACGGCGGCGGAACCAAAACAAAAUAUUUUAAAUAAAAAUAAAAACCAUCCGAAUGCUAUUGAAGCUGAAACUCAAAUUGAUAAAAUAAAGGAUGAUGGAGGAGAAUUACUAGAAUACAACUCUCAAUCUACGCCACAAUCAAAUAAUGUUGCGGAAUCAAGUCAAUUAGACCUAAUCGAAGGGGAAAACAUUCAAAAACACCAUAAUUCUGAAAACAUUAAAGAGUCUGAAAUUGAUUCAUCAAAUGUUAACACUUCCACCCAAUUUGUACCCGUAGAAGUAAAUAAAAAGACGUUGGUUUUAUUAUUAGAUAACGAACCUAAAGCAGUUAAAGUGCGUCGGCUUACUCGGGCAAAUACUGAGGAAUUGGAAGAUCUUUUUCAAGCACUUGAAAAACAACUAACAGAUCGUGGUCAAGGGAAACAUGACGAAAAAAAUCCAAUGCCUAGAUCAAAUGAAUUAUCACAAGAUGAGAUCGAGACAACAAAAGCAAUGUCAGAAUUAGCAAAAGAUAUAGAGGAAUUUUCUAAAAGCAAAUCAGAUCAAAGUGUAUAUGAUGAUAAGCUUAAACAAACAACAAAAAAGAAACAAAAGGAACUGGAGGAGGAUUUUGAUUGGGGAAAUGAUCCCAUAAAAUAUCACUUGAAGAAAAGAACAGUAUAUUUACCUUCAACUAAAGAACUUGAAGCAAGAUUUCGGUCAUUAGAACGUCAAAUAAAGCUUCUGGAAGAUGUUGAAAAAAUUGAUGUAGAACAGCGCCUAAUAGAAAUUGAACGUAAAAUAAAACUGCAAUACUCAUUAUCUCAUGAAAAAGAUUUGAACAAGUUUCUGGAGUUAUGCGAAGGAAAAGAUGUCGAUGAAAUACCAACAUCAUCAGAAGAUCAAAAAGAGAGUAGUAAAGAAGUACAAGUUAAUCAAAAAUCUAUGACUAAACACACAUCACCUUCCAGGCAAAUAGAACCAACACCAUCUACUGGUAGUCUCGAAUACCGCUAUCGCGCACUAGAUCUAAAACGAUCAAAGUCAAAGCAAAAUCUUAAGAAGCAACCAAUUCAUCCUUUAGAAAUGCUUCUUGAUCCAAGCCCAGAUGAUAUUCCUACCACCGGUGAGUUAGAGCACCGAAUGCGCGUUAUGGAAGAAAAUCGAUACACACCAUCUCCACCAUCAAGAAAAUCGCGUUCACAGUCACCUCCUGCUAAAAGUCAACAAAAUAAAAACAAUUCAAACAUACAUAUUUUGGAAACAAUGACGGCAAGUCCUACAGAACGGGAACUUCCGACGGCAGAAGAAUUAGAGGCACGUUUAGAAGCAUUAGAAAGGGAACAGUGCUUCAACUUCAAAAUGCAGAAAAACUUCCAACAGUUCAACCAGAAGCUCAAGGAUGUUGUCUCGCCAUCCCUAUCAUUUGACGAAUUUAAGGCGUCAACAAAAUCCUGUGAAUCUGAUCAUUCCAAAGUACAAAGUUUAGCUCCAAAACAAAUUACAAGUGUUAAUACAUUUAAUCCCAAAACAAUACGUUUUCGCAAAGAAGAUCAAUCUCAACUAUUACCUAAAAAGGAUAAUGAAUCCGUGACUUUUGCAGAUUCCCAGAGUAAUACUAAAGGGUCUCAACAAACGACUACCGCUCAGGAGGGGCUUGGCGUCAUGGGGAUUCGUUUGAUGAGGGAAACAUCGCCUCUUCGAAGAAAGGGAACGCACACCGGCAUACCACUGCGCACUGGAGAAAAUAUAAAUGAUCAACUGACAUCUAUUCAAAACACUAUAAAGUCUAUUGACAGUCUUUGUGAGGAAAAGCCUUAUCGAAAAGAGAGGUGUCAGCAAUAUAUCGAUGCUCUAUUCUCAGACUCCAAAUAUUUCGCUCAUAAAAAAUCUUCCCUCGAAGAUCUCACUUCACGAAAUCUGAGCCGAUCAACAUCGCGUGAAAUUGGACCCUCUAUUCGAAUCUCCGAUCACAGCCCAGCCUUCUCACGUUCAAUGGGAUCAGCUGAUUCAAUACGAUCAUCAAGCCCAUUGGGAUCGUCGAGCCCACUUCAGUACCGUUCCAACAGAGACCUACGGCGUGAACCUUCUCCUAGACGUCGACGAGACGAAGAUCGUGAAGAGCAUGAAAGUAGGGUAAGACGUGAUAAUCUAUUGCCAAAUAAUAUUAAUUAUAGUCAUAGCAUAUUAAGCCAUACUAGUCAUAGUAGUUUAACUAAGUUUCAUAAAGUAGAUAGCCAACUAAUUCCAAACGAUGUUGAACACGAACUAGAAGAUAGUUUACGAACUCCGACAUUCCGCUCAACUGACAACUCAAAAAACGACAACACUAAUACCUCAAACAACGUCUACACAACACCACAACGCAAUCUUAAUGCGGAAGCAACAAAUCCCGAACCCUUUAGGAGCCUUCAUUUGGACAGACCUAUAUCUCCAUUCCGACAAACUAUCCUUCCAAGCACAAACACACCAGUCUACACACCAGCCAAAUUAGAAAUUCGACAUACAACAGUAACGUCUACUUUCUACGAUCGUGUUCUUACUGAAAAACAGUUGGAAAAACAAAAUCAUCACUCUGUUUCGACCAACAGUCUAUCCCCAAUUAUAUCCCCGUUGUUUGAGAAGCACGCAAAGCCAUCGUUAAAACAACAAACAAACAAAUCACCACCCAAACUUUUACAUACCGAUUCGACCAAUACACAUUGAUUCUUACUGAUGCUUCUUCUACAGGUAAUUAUCAUUGUACCCAUCAACAAUCAUACAUUCAGAAUAAUAAACAUGACAAAUAUUGCAAUUGAUUCUUAGUGAAACUCAUAAUUCAUCCUCUAAGUUUAAAAACCUGUACAUUAAAUUGUCUCCAAUCCAAUUUAAGUCGUUCCAGAAUAAAUGUUUUAAAUUCUACACUGCAAUCAUUUGUGAAUAUUAGUACGUACAAUACACUACAAUAAAUACAAUAUUGAUAUAAUUAUAUUCACAAAAUGUACUUUAUCCAAUUAGUGCAACAAAAUAGUUCACAUUUUAACGGUAAUGUUUGAAACGUGUGUGCAUACCUAUAAACAUAAGAAGAACUCAAAUUGUAUCCAUUUUUUUUUUGAAUGAGUCCUAUUUUGUUUAUUUGUAUCUGGUAUGUGUUCUUGUUAUUCCAUGGAACUAAAAUGUUACAUCAGUUAGUAUUAGACCCUAAAGACAAAAAUAAUUCCCAUUUUAAAAAAUCUAUUUUUGGUUACCACUAGCAGUGUACAUACUUAUUGUUACCUACAAACUUUUCUUAAAAAAUAUCGGCAUCAGAAGAAGCUGCAAUAAAGCAAAUAUUGUUUUAAUCAAAAUUAAUUUUAUUAAUUACUGCUAAGAUACGAUUAGACCUAAAAUACCCAUUCUAACAUCGUUUUAAACUUAAACUUUUUUCUUUUUCAAUAAUUAUGAUUUAAAAAAUAAUGAAGCAAAAUUUAGUAGCCAUUAUUUAUGGUGUUGUUCAUAAAUACAUAUUUAGGUUUUAAAUUAUGUCUAUAUUUACGCAAUGUCUUCUCAUUUUCUUCCUUGAAGGACGCUAAUUUUAAUCUAAUUAAUUAUUUUUGUAAUUGCACUUCAUUUCUAUUGUAAAAUGCUGUACAUUUUAUUAAUAUUAUAAUGCAUUUUGUAUCCUUUUAAUUUACGCUGAAAUCAAUGUUGAUGGUUAUUACAAUGGCAAUAAACGUAUGUACAUGUGUUAAUUUGAACAGAUCAGUCUGUAUGAUAAUUUGUAUUGAAUGUCAUUCGACAAUAAGAGCAAAUACAAUCAGAGAAGUAUUUAUUUGUACACAUAAAAAAUAGUUGCACUAUUACAAAUAUGUUUGACAACUUUUUCUUAGAUUUUUUUGUUUUUGCAUUAUCUAAAAACAGAUGCUGUUUACAAUUGUUAUGAAUAUUGCAUAAUUGGUUUGCAAAACAACUUAAGUGAUUUCAUUCCGUUUUCUUUUUUAUGAAGGGAAAUAGGAAAAAUAUUUCCACUCUUGAUCUGAAUGGAAUUUUGUGACAGACUAAAACUGAUUGAAAUAUCCUAACAAAUUUUUUUAAAUUCAUUGUUUGUUACACAAAUCACAGCCACCAUUUCAAAUACAAAACAAUUCUUAAAAACAUAAAUAUUGAAAAAAGCAAAUGAGAAAACAUUUUGAAUGUCCAUACUUUACAGUUAAAUCUAAAAAAACUGCAUAAUUGUAUCAAUGCAAAAUAUUAUCAUAAUAUACGGUUUUCAUUUCAAUAAAUUUUUGUUAGGCUCUACACGAAUUUUUGUCUUAAAAAAAUGUUUAUUUUGAAAAUAUCCACUUAUGUAAUCUCUAUUUGCCUUAAGCUUUUCAAAACAGUUUAUCUAAACUAUUAUAAACGGAGGGAAUGUUGUUAAUAUUUAAAAUUUUAAUAAAAAUUGCAUUAUCACAUCACAGAUACGAUCAAAUUAAAUAUUAAAUAUUCUGCAGUUUCUUAAAAACGACUGAUUAAUCAAUUGUUUGUUUGCUUUUUAAAUUAAUACAAAUAUGAAAUAUUUAUAUAUGUCUGGUAUUAUUUCAUA